AUGUUCGCUAAGGCCAUAGUCGCGUGCGCAUUGCUGGUGGUGGCACAUGGAGGUUUGAUAGCAGCUCCUCACGGUGCUGUCUCCUCCCAGAGCAUUGUUUUGGGACACCCAGCACCCGCUGUAGCAGCUGCCCCGGCGUAUGGUUAUGGUGGAUACGGCUACGGUGGAUACGGUGGAUAUGGUGGAUACGGUGGAAUCGGUCUAGGUCACAGCGCCGUGGUUGCGCACGCGCCGAUCGUACACGCCCCGGUGGCGCACGCCGUUGCCCCUGUUGAAGUAUAUUCCCACCCCCGGUACCAAUUCAAUUACGGCGUCGCCGACGGCCACACUGGUGACCAGAAGAGCCAAUGGGAAGCGCGCGAUGGAGACGUGGUCAAAGGCCAGUACCAAUUAGUGGAGCCUGAUGGCACCGUCCGUACUGUCAACUACUCGGCUGACGACCACAACGGAUUCAACGCGGUUGUAAGCAGACACGGCCACGCAGCCCACCCUGCGCCAGCCGUAGCCGUCGCGCACGCACCCGUCGCGUUAGCUGCGCCCGCGCAUGGCGCCCUCCUUCAUGGUCUUCACGGAUAA
Messenger RNA from Leptosia nina, 576 nucleotides. NCBI's taxonomy places the organism in Eukaryota, Metazoa, Arthropoda, Insecta, Lepidoptera, Pieridae. The record is from the annotation of a GenBank genome assembly.